GUACUUUCAAGUUGCAGUGGGACCCCAGGGGCGCCAUGGCUGCCCUUGGCAUUACUAUGGCCCUACUGGUCUGGAUGGCUGUCCUCCUGCUGGUGUCCAUCUGGAAGCAGGUCUACAACAGCUGGAACCUGCCCCCGGGGCCUUUCCCACUUCCCUUCUUUGGGAAUCUUUUCCAAUUGGAAUUCAAGAAUAUUCCCAAGUCUUUGGAUAAGCUGGCUGAGCGCUUUGGGCCCGUGUUCACGCUGUACCUGGGCCCGCGGCGCACGGUGGUGCUGCACGGCUACAAGGUGGUGAAGGAGGCACUGCUGGACCACAAGAACGAGUUAUCGGGCAGAGGCGACAUCCCCGCGUUCCGGGAGUACAGGGACAAGGGAAUCAUCUUCAAUAACGGACCCACCUGGAAAGAUGUCCGGCGUUUCUCCCUGACUACCCUCCGGGACUAUGGGAUGGGGAAAAAGGCUAAUGAGGAGCGAAUCCAGAGGGAGAUGCACUUCCUGCUGGGGGAGCUCAGGAAGACCCAGGGACAGCCAUUUGAGCCCACCUUUCUCAUUGGCGCCGCACCCUUCAAUGUCAUAGCUGAUAUCCUCUUUCACAAGCAUUUUGACUACAAUGACAAGAUAUGUCAGAGGCUGAUGCAUUUGUUUAAUGAGAACUUCUACCUGUUAAGUACUACCUGGCUCGAGUUUUACAAUAAUUUUUCGAGCUACCUGCACUACCUGCCUGGAAACCACAGAAAAGUGAUUAAAAAUGCUUCCGAAAUAAAAGAGUAUGUAUCUGCUAAAGUGAAGGAGCACUACCAGUCUUUGGACCCCACCUGUCCCCGGGACUUCACUGACUGCCUGCUCAUGGAAAUGGAGAAGGAGAAGCACAGUGCGGAGCCCUUAUACACUCUGGAAAAUAUUGCCGUGACUGUGGCUGACAUGCUCUUUGCAGGGACAGAGACCACCAGCACCACUCUGAGAUAUGGGCUCCUGAUUCUCAUGAAGUACCCUGAGAUUGAAGACAAAAUUCAUGAAGAAAUUGACAAAGUGAUUGGGCCCAGCCGGACUCCUGCCACCAAGGACCGGCUGGAGAUGCCCUACACGGAUGCUGUGGUGCAUGAGAUUCAGCGGUUCAUCAACCUCGUGCCCAACAACCUGCCCCAUUUAGCAACCCGAGACACCACGUUCAGAGGAUAUGUCAUUCCUAAGGGCACAAUCAUAAUACCUACUCUGAGCUCCAUUUUGUAUGACAGCCAAGAAUUCCCUGAUCCAGAGAAGUUUAAGCCGGAGCACUUUCUGAAUGAGCAAGGGAAGUUCAAGUACAGUGACUAUUUCAAGCCAUUUUCCACAGGGAAACGGGUGUGUGUUGGAGAAGGCCUGGCCCGUAUGGAAUUAUUUCUACUCUUGACUGCCAUUUUGCAGAAUUUUAAUUUGAAGCCUCUUGUGGACCCAAAGGAUAUCGACUUAAGCCCUAAGACGAUUGGGUUUGGCAGGAUCCCACCACACUACAAACUGUGUGUCAUUCCCCGUGCCUAAGUGUAGGGAAGAGUCACUCAGAGCUCCCCCACCCCGCCCCCCGUCUCCUUAAUGUAGCCCUGGAAUCUUCCCAGAGCACCUCCAUGGCCACUGGGAGACAGCUAUCUCUACCUGGGGCAAUCUGGCCAGAGAUGAUACUUUCUAGGGUCCCAAUCUUCAGACAGAGUUUGAAAGCAAAAUCCAAAAGAGAUUUUGUUUAAUUUAAUUAAACUAAGAAUUUGCUUGAAGCUAUGUCAAAGUUCCUAGAAACAUGGUAAUUAGGAAUCACCGUAAGUCAAACGGACCUUUUCUUAAAAAGAACUAUCAGGUCACCGGCACCAAUAUCUAUUAUAAAGUACAGUGUGGCCAUAAAGUUCAUGUGCAAUUUAAAAUAGCCUGCAAUUUAGAACUUAACGGCCACCCUGUAUUGACAAAGAGGAAUAGGAAUGCUUCUUUCAAGACUGGAAUCAGCAGGAUUUAUUAAUCAUGUCAAACAUAUCCCCUCCCAUCUUGCCUGAGGAUGCAGUUAUUUCUCAGCUUCCCUCUGACCAUCAUUCUGUGCUGUUUUAAGGAUAAAAUAUGUCUGAAAAAUACACAACACAGUCAUCUCUUAUUACUAAAAUCUGGCUUUGAAUCUGGAAGAAGAAAUUCUAGGCUUAGGGAGGCACAUGGAAUGUGAUGAUGGUAGCCAAAAGUCUUCUUAGUGAACUAAACCGAACAUUGGAAAGAGAAGUGGAGUUUGGAAUGAAAGCCUUGUCCUCACCCGGCUAGCACACGUCUGCAAGCCAUCUGGACCCACAGCUCUCGUGCCUUGCCUGUGUCUGUAAUACUGAGACUACAUUUGUGGGGCAGAGUGUCUAGGCUGGAUGGACUGGGCAUGUCAAAUCUUCAGAACAGUUCCUAGCACACUGUGUUCCUUAAUAAAACCAGUGACAUUUUA
Molecule: messenger RNA, 2436 nt
Organism: Nycticebus coucang (slow loris)
Lineage: Eukaryota; Metazoa; Chordata; Mammalia; Primates; Lorisidae
Product: cytochrome P450 2E1
Exons: 9
Coding region: 36-1517 (493 amino acids)
Biological process (GO): xenobiotic metabolic process
Cellular component (GO): cytoplasm; intracellular membrane-bounded organelle
Molecular function (GO): oxidoreductase activity, acting on paired donors, with incorporation or reduction of molecular oxygen, reduced flavin or flavoprotein as one donor, and incorporation of one atom of oxygen; heme binding; iron ion binding
Source: RefSeq, a predicted model, not a curated record